UACCCUGACGUCACCGCGGAAACACACAAGAAACAGAGGGCUUACGAUGGAGUGAGACAGAGAUUACGACAGAAAGGAAUCAAGACGCACCGUGUCGUCUUCCCAGCGAGACUGCUUCUCACCCACGAAGGAAAAACUGAACUGUAUAAUACUCCGGCAGAGGUGGAGCGCUACAUGGAAAGCGGUCGCAGGCAAGCUGGAGUACAGCGGGGUACACCCUGGACAAGUCGUCAGGUCAUCACAGGGCUGCCCCAUAGACACAGACAACCAUUCACACUCACCAUCAAUUUAGAGUCACCAGUUAACCUAACCUGCAUGUCUUUGGACUGUGGGGGAAAUCGGAGCACCUGGAGGAAACCCAUGCGGACACGGGGAGAACAUGCAAACUCCGCACAGAAAGGCCCUCGCCGGCCACAGGGCUCGAACCCGGACCUUCUUGCUGAGUCACCAGCCUGUGAAAACUGGAGCCAGAGUCUGUGCAGUAGAGACCUUCAAGCGAGAGCACACACAGUAGAUGGGUUCACCUCUCACCUGCCCAUAUCAGUGAUGGACACUGUACAGGAACACGCAUGCUGUUAGACAUCACAUGAGUUCAGUGUGAAAACAAGCAUAACUUCCUGAAUCUAAAGAGGAGGCAGACCAUACAGGAUGGCGGUGGUGAUGCAGCUCGUCUCCUUUCUCUCCCUCUUUGUCUCCAUUACAGUGUCUGAUGGGAUUUUUAAACUGGUUAACAGUUCUGUUCAACUGGAUGCACAGACAAAAGAUUAUGAGUUUGAUGACUUCACAUGGGUAUUUAACAAAAGAAAAAACAUUGUGAGAUACUAUAAAAAUUAUCCAAGUAAAGUAUACCAAGAGUAUAAAAACAGAGUGGAGGUGAAUGAGAAAACCCAAAGUCUGACACUGAAGAACUUGCAGAAGACUGAUAGUGGACUCUAUGAAGCAGAGGCAUCUGGUGAACAAGAACGAAUUGUGGCCGAGUACCGAUUAACUGUGUUGGAUCCAGUGGAGAAACCGGUCCUUAAUGUCUCUCCCCAGCAAAGCAAUGGCAUCUGUAAUGUGACUCUCAGCUGUGAAGCUCAGAAACUCUCAGUCACCGCUCACUGCUACAGUGACAGAUGUGAUAUGAAGGAAAAUGAAAAGGCUGUAGAUGGGUUCCAUUCCCUCUCACUGUAUGUCAGUAACAGCUUCAUUAUUUGUAAUCAUAGCAACCCAGUCAGCUGGAAAAAUACAACUAUGGAUAUGAAAUAUGUGAAACAAUUCUGUCCUUCUAAUGGUGUAAGCAUGCACACAUACUGCAUGGGGUAAAUUUAAAUGUAAGAAAAAUGUCAAUUCUUUCUUAAUUUUCUUUCAAUAAUCUAUA
Messenger RNA from Neoarius graeffei (lesser salmon catfish), 1360 nucleotides. RefSeq names its product SLAM family member 9-like. The transcript is spliced from 6 exons. Lineage: Eukaryota; Metazoa; Chordata; Actinopteri; Siluriformes; Ariidae. Bases 649 to 1305 code for a protein of 218 amino acids. The record is from RefSeq and is a predicted model, not a curated record.